GACUUUAAAUACGUUUAAGAAAGAACUUUCAAAGUCUUUAUAAUCAAAGAGCAUUGAAUGAUACUAAAACUAAUGAAAAUGUCAAUUUAAGAUGAUUGAAAAAAUAUUGUGUUUGAAGAAAUCGAAAUCUCGAUUUGCUAAAGAUACUUCAGGCUUUGGCUGUUAAGAUAACGCCUGUUUCAUAAGUUAAGAGGAAAUAAAUUUUUCUGACGUCUUGACCGCAUUUUAUGUUGAAAAGCAUUCAAAAAUAAACCUUUUCCUGUUAAAUAUUACUUUCUUUAAAUUUCAUGAAUUUUGUUAUUCAUUAAAUUCCAUUUUCUUAUUAUACAUAUUAUCCUCAAUUUUAUUUAUUACGUCUGAACGCAUUUUUUAAGUAAAACGUACAGUUGCAAAGGGGCUGUGCAACUGUACGUUUUAUUGCAUAUAAGAUUUACAUUUUCGAUCUAAAGAUUAAGGCUGUUAAUACAAUACGAUCUAGACAAUAAGAAUUGUUAUGUUUAAAUGAGUUUAAAUUGUUCAGUUCAUGAAUGAUUGAUUAAUAAAUAUUUUAUGAAGUUAAUUCUACAAUACUGGUUAUACUUUAAAUGUGAAACAUAAAAUCUGAUUGGUUUGAAAGUGAAUGUUACAUCGCCUCUGAUUGGUUCAAGAGUGAGCAACACCAUAACUGAUUGGUUGAAGAUAUUUUAUCAUCGGACAUCACGAAACUCUUCUUUAAUAUUGGACUGUCGCGGAGGACAACCACAAGGACCUAUACCAGUAUACCAGGAUCUCUUCACCAAAAACCUAAUCCUGCAUUUGGAAAACUUCUAUCACCGUGUGAUCUUCUUUGUCCUCUCCAUCCUAUUGUUAUAAGUAAUGCUUGCUUUAAUUAUCUUUUCACUUUUCAGUGCCUACCUAAUAUAUAAUACCUAACACCUUUGACUUAAAUUAUAAGCCUUCUUUUCCAGGAUUUUCACCAAUAUCACACCGAUCACAUAUUCAUUUGAAAUUUAUCCUAACACCAUGUAUAUCACCAUGUAUAACGGCAUUUUUCUUUCCUUCAUACCCAUUUAUUAUCAAUUCACUUUGAUCCACACUGCACCUAACCUCCGGAACAAAUGCCAUCUGAGGCAUCGUCAGGAGCAAACAAAAUGGGAAAUUGGUAUUCAACUUUUAUCAUACUGCCUUAUAACGGAGAUGGAGACUGAAAAGAAACCAAAGAGAAAAUUCUCGAGGAAACAGCUGAGGGCAAGUCAGGGAAUGUUGACAAUGCAGGCCAAGACAAACAUUUACUCCAGCCAGACCGGCAUGACGUGUUUCGGAGCAGUCCGACAUGGUUCAGAUAUUCGUGCAGACAACGCUUGUCCAGAAGGUCAGGGCGAAUUAACCCAAACCGCUAAGACGAAUGUGUUUGCAAGCCAAAAGGGCAUGACCUGCUUUGGAUCCGUUCGUCAUGGUCCCGACAUCCGAUCAGAUGAUGCAAGCUCCGAGGGGCUUUCAACACUAACUUUACAAACGGGCACCAAUCAGUUUGCCUCGCAGUCGGGCAUGACAUGCUUUGGCUCUGUCCGUCAUGGCCCUGAUAUACCCGUUACUGAACUAUAUGAUGAAGGCAACGAUGAUGAAUAUCCGACGGAUGAAGACGAACCUGUAACAAUCAAACCUGCUAGAAAACUACGAGAAGAAAUCCAUGAGGUGAAUGAACCACAACAACGAAAUGGUGAAAUUGAACGAUCGCCCGAACCGGAAGUAAAACGCGAGAAAACACCAGAAGUUGUUGCAGAAGAUGUGAUAUCUGAUGAGACAGAAGAACCAAAAGAAACUACAGAAGAGACGAAAGAAGAAGAAGAAACCGAACAACAAGACGAUAUGGAAGCUGACGAACCAAUACCUGAUAAAGAAUAACAUUUAUAUAAUUUAUUAGGAACUAGAAGAUAUAUAUUAGUAUAUUAAGUGUUUAUAAAACUUAUUUAACUAAAGUGCAUAGACAUAAUGAUGACAUUGAUAUAGAAAGUAAUGCAGCGGAAAUAUUUGUUUGACAUUUUAAAAUUUACGGUUUAAACGGAAACACAUACUUGACUGGACAUUAUUUCGCAAUUACUGGAUCAUUAAACUAAGAAAGUAUAUGCAAAUGACAAAUUUUAACACUUAAUUUUACAGUUUUGCAUUUAAUUUUUUCGGAAGUAAAAUUGUUUUAAAGCUAAACAA
Messenger RNA from Ruditapes philippinarum (Manila clam), 2187 nucleotides. RefSeq lists its product as uncharacterized. Bases 1003 to 1884 code for a protein of 293 amino acids. The record is from RefSeq and is a predicted model, not a curated record. The transcript has 2 exons. Lineage: Eukaryota; Metazoa; Mollusca; Bivalvia; Venerida; Veneridae.